This is a messenger RNA of Nycticebus coucang (slow loris), 3823 nucleotides long. RefSeq names its product SREK1 interacting protein 1 (gene SREK1IP1). The transcript has 5 exons. Lineage: Eukaryota; Metazoa; Chordata; Mammalia; Primates; Lorisidae. Bases 151 to 618 code for a protein of 155 amino acids. The record is from RefSeq and is a predicted model, not a curated record. Gene Ontology annotation, molecular function: zinc ion binding; nucleic acid binding.
GGCUGACAAGGCCUUCCCGGACCGUAGCGAAGGUGCCCCAUUGCGAGUGGUACGAAAAGGCCGCUUUGGCUGCGUGUGGUCCUCGCAGCCAGCGAGAAGCAAACGCGUUCUCGAAAGGUGAAAGCUCCAGCGAUCUCUUUUACGACCGUCAUGGCAGUCCCAGGUUGCAACAAGGACAGCGUCAGAGCAGGCUGUAAAAAGUGUGGCUACCCUGGUCACCUGACUUUUGAAUGCCGCAAUUUUCUCCGAGUAGACCCUAAAAGGGACAUAGUUUUGGAUGUCAGCAGUACAAGCAGUGAAGAUAGUGAUGAAGAGAAUGAAGAACUGAAUAAAUUGCAGGCAUUACAGGAGAAAAGAAUAAAUGAAGAAGAGGAGAAGAAAAAAGAAAAAAGCAAAGAGAAAAUCAAGUUGAAAAAAAAAAGGAAAAGGUCUUAUUCAUCCAGUUCUACUGAAGAGGACACUUCAAAACAAAAGAAACAAAAAUAUCAGAAGAAAGAAAAGAAAAAAGAAAAAAAGAGUAAAUCAAAGAAAGGGAAACAUCACAAAAAGGAAAAAAAGAAAAGAAAAAAAGAAAAGCAUUCUUCUACUGUUCAUAGUUCUGAAUUCUCCAAAAAGUAACUGAGACUUUGGUCUAAGCCAUUAAAUUUGAAAAUUUGUUUUUAAAAAUUAUUUGCCCUUCCUUAGAAUUUGCUAUAUACUCUGCUUUGCAAUAAAUCCCAGCCUUUUCCAUAUAGACAUUUUUCAUAUGUGGUACUAUUAUCCCUCUGGAAAUAUAUUUUUAAUGUGCUAUGACUAUAAAGUAUUAAAUCAGUCUUAUUACUUGAUAGCCAUGCCCCAAGCUAUUUGUAUAUACAAAGCAUCUUUUUUGGCUUUUGUCUCUGUGUUAUUAAAAUGACAGUACUACAGUAAACACAGGUGAUCUACGUAGCUGUAAGUAUUGCUAAAUCAGGCGUUCAUCUUCCAGUGAUGAAGCUAGGUAGGAGGUAAUGCUUUGAAUGCUUUGCUCUUGACACUGAAAAAUUUAAUAGCUUUAUAUACUAAAAUGUAAUGUACAAAGAUAGUGAAAUUCUUUAUUAUUGUUUUUAAAUUGCUAGACUUUUUCUAAUAUCAUAGGAGAUGAAGCUGCUUUAUUGGUCUUGAGUAGGACUUUUUAAAUGAAUGGUGUCUGUAAGAAGGUAGUAAUCAUGAAAAUAUAACAGAGUUUCACUGUUUUCUGAAAUGCAGAGUUUCUGCCUCCUUUGUUUUUAUAACAAUGGAAAUAUUUCUUCCUUCUUUAGAGCUUAUUAGUAAGUCUUGCCUAGAUGAUGCUAUAUUGGUCAGGUUUUUAGGAUAGACUCCUGGGUUGUUUUACAAAAGUGCCAUAUUGGCAUGUCUCAAAGUAAUACCUCAAAUGGAAAUUUUUAUCUAGGAAGACAGCUAAAUCUUCAUCAGAUCUGAUUUUUAUUGUAUUCAGUGUGUAAAUUUUAUGAAUAUUGUUCUAUGAGUAAUGUGGAAAAUUUUUAUAAAUGUGAGCACAUAUGUUUAGUCUGAAAUAAUUUGUAGUUUUGAAAGAAGUUUUACACUGAACUUAUGGUUUCAUAAAUAGUUUGGGGUGUUUCUGUCUUUUACUUCAGUCACAAACCUCAGGAGAAGCAACAAAAAUUUAGAAUUAAGAAUUUUACUCUGAACUUUUUAAAAUUUAAGAGCCAAGGAGUUGCAUCAUGAAAGCCUUUAUAUAAAAAUUUUGUAUGAGUAAACAUUUCAAACACAUAGUAGUAAAUACACAUUUUUCUUAAAUUUUUGUUUUCACUUUGAUCAGUGAAAUUUGAUCAAAAUUGAUCAGUGAAAUAUUUACUUUGCUUAAUAUUUAGGUAUCCCUUAUGCCCAAUAAGGUAAAUAUUUAUUAUGUUGUACAAGUAUCAAAAAUUAAUCAAUUAUCAUGGCAUAGCACCAAAGACUGCAAAUACCUCACUGUGGUGCAUUUGUAGAUUUUGAAAUUGGUAACCUGCUGACAUGGAUGCCGGUGAAUUCACGGUGAUGAAAUCAGGUAAGUACAUUUAACCUCACGAGCUGCUGUGGUUCACUGACUCUUCUUUUACCCAGCACCUUACCUGGCAUGCCCUCAGUAAGACUUGGGGAGCCGUAUAACUCCUGUUAAUAUAUGUUUAUCCUUGCUUAAAUUUCAGAAAAGCUGCACCCACAUCCCCUUUCUGGCAUUACAGCCAUGGAGCCACUCACACUCGACUAUUGAAUCAUUUGACCCCAUCCAAAAGAAAUUCUUUUUGUUUAAAUAGUUCAGUCAGGUUUGGGGGAGAGAAACACAGACCUAUUAGGUUUUUUAAGGGUUUGUUUUGCCUUUACUACUCAUUUUAUGAAAAUAUAGUCUUUGGUUAUCAAGUUUGAAAAAAAGAAAAGUGAAAAAUACAUGUUUAAAAGAAACGUUUGUUCUUCUUGUGCCAGAUAAUUUAGUAAACCUUAAGAACUGAGAAAGUAGUACAAACAUUUUAUGAAGAAAAUCAAAAAGAAAUGUCCACAGCUCAAUAUGUGACCAAAUAGGGCUAUAGUUGAAUAUGAGCAAAACUUUUCUUUAAAUUUCAGAAUGUUAGGAGGUAUGCAUGUUUUGUUUACAUAUUUCCUCUUUGUAUAGAUUGAGUCAAAAUUUUAAGUGUGCCUUCACCCAGUAUGCACUGUACCCAAUUGGUGUGAAUGUGCCCAUCUCCUCCUCCCCUUCCCCCCAGCUUGACUUUCAUUGAGAUUUACUUCCAUAUGUGCACUUAAGUGUUGAUUGAUUAGUUCUAAUUUGGUAUUGAGUACAAGUAUUUGUUUCUCCAUUCUUGUGAUUUUUCAUUUAGAAGAAUGGUUUCCAGUACCAUCUAGAUCACCAUUUUUUUAUGGCUAAGUAGUACUCUGUAGUGUGUAUACACCACAUUUUAAGUGAGGCUGGUCCAGGUGCAGAGGUGGUUCUUCACCUACUGCUUCCCUUGAGUAGCCUUAAAAAAAAUGAACCAACAUAAAAUGAAAAAAAAAAAAAAAAAAGAUUAGAAGAGUCUACAUACAAAGGGAUGGCCUCAUCCCAUUGAGGGUGCAGUGAUGGUGAUCGUAAUGAAGAGUUAAUUGAGUUAUUUGUAAGUUUUACUACUGUUAAUUAUAAAUUGGUUCCUUAAGCUUGUUUUCUGAAUGGUGACCUAAUAAUUCAGAAGAGUAAAAGCUUUUGUGAAUUAAUAUUAUGUGUGAAUUAAAGGAUUUUAGUGCUCAGUAAUUUCCCCCCCAGAUUUAAUUUUGGAAUUAUUCUUCAAUAGAUUCUCCAUAAUAUUAGCAUAGUUUAUGAAAUAUCUCAUCUGAAUAAAAAUUAUGUAUUUUUACUAAUUUUCUUCUAAAAUGAUCUUAUUGUUAUUAUUGAGAUUGGAUGCAGAUCUCACUCAUACAUUUUGGGAGAAAAUUAAUGAAAUUCCUGCUCAGGCAGUAUAUAGCAGAAAGAAAACUAAAUUUAAUAGUAAAAAUCAAAAAAUUCUUGUUAUUCUAACUAGCUAUAUGAUCUUCAACAAAGGCAUUUAAUUUUUGUGGGCCUUGCUGUCUUUCAUCUAUAAAAUAUUGUACCAGGUUAUCUCUGAGAUCAUUUCCAGUCUGUAGUAUGUAUAAUUAUCAAGAUUUUAGUAAAAUUCAAGUAAUAUUCAUUUUAAGAAUUAUAAUAAGCAGUUAGCAUUUUGUAAUUGAAUAUGUCCAGUUUAUUAAAACACCUGUUAAGCACAUACAACUUCUUUAAGCAGGUAAUUGAUAUUUGGUUUAUAUUCUUACUGCUCAAUGUAUGUAAUUUUCACUAGAUGAAAUAAAAUUUAUAUUUAGA